This is a messenger RNA of Caenorhabditis angaria, 6411 nucleotides long. The record is from the annotation of a GenBank genome assembly. Lineage: Eukaryota; Metazoa; Nematoda; Chromadorea; Rhabditida; Rhabditidae.
AUGAGCUCGGUCGAGAGAACUUUCGGAAGUGAGAUUGGAAAUACUAUGACCGCUUCCCAAACAACUGAACAAUCAUCAGAGUAAGUUUUACACGUCAAAUCUACGAUUUUUUAGCGCAUAAACAUUCCCUCUGCAAAAAUAACCUCUCAAACACGCAAAUGCGCUCCACCGAACACCGCCGCUUUUCAAAAUCCAAAGAUGUUUAUUUAACGCCGUGUGUUCGUUUCUUACCUCAACUAAUUAAUUUUCAGAGUUUCAUUGGUCAAAAAAUUGGAAAACAACACUGAAACAGAAAUUCAAGCUGAUACUUCGAUGGAGAAACCGGCUGAGAAUGGUUUGUUUAUAUAAUUUAUUUCAAUUUUUCUGAAAAUUUUUGUUAAAAAUUGUUUUUUUUCAGGAUCUUCGAAGCCGGGUUCAUUAAUGGGCAAAGUUUUGGCUGUUGAAGUUUACAGUUUGAUUCAACAAAGUUAGUUUUUAUUUGCAUUCAUUUCCAAUUUUUUUUUAAAUGUUCUCAAAAGUUUUUUUUUUUAAAAGACGAAAAAAUUUUUAGUGGGGUGAGAAAAAAAAUCGAUUUUCAUGGUAGAAUGAGUUUAUUUAGUGUGUUUGGAAGGAAAAAUAAUAUUUCAGUUCAUAAAAUUGAAUAUUUUCAGAUCACUCCAGCGAAGAAGAUCUACUCGACGAUCUCGAAGAUUUACUAGAUGAUGGUUUUUUUAUCGGUGAAUUUGUGCUAAAUUCUGGAAAAGAAUAUGAGGUGAAAAGUAAAGAAAAACGUGGUGGAAUGACACUUUAUACAAUGACGGAUGGAUCGAAAAUUGGAAAUCGAGAUUUGAAAAGAAGGAAAGGAAUAAAUAAGGAUUAUUUGAAAGGAAUUUUGGAAAAAGAUGCGAAAUUUGAUGGAAAAACAUGGAAAGUUUCGGAUGAAGUUACUCAAAAUUAUCAAUUGAAACAAAAAUUGGCACCAAUUUUCACAACAAACACUCCAAAAUCAGCGAAAAAAGAAGAAAAAGAGGAAAGUUCGGAUGAAGAAGAGGAAGAUGAAAGACCUAAAAUUGUGUUCCAAGGGAGAGUUUCUGUUGGAGCACAACCUUCGAAAAAAGCAUUGUUGAAUCAACAGAAAAAAUUAGAGAAGGAAAAGGAAAAAGCGGAGAAAAAGAAGAUUGCUGAAGAAGAAAAGAAAAAGAAAAUAGAAGAAAAAAAGAAGGAAAUGGAAGAAAAGAAGAAGGAAAAAGAAGCUAAAAAUGCUGAAACCAAAAAGGAUAAAAAGACGAAAAAUGGGGUAUGUUAUAUUUUCGGACUGUUUUUGGACAAAAAAAAUAAUAUGAACCAGAAGGUCUCCGCCGGCUAUCGCCGGCUCCUCCUUCUGGGUUGUCGCGGCUUCGCGCUCAGUAUUCUUUUUAUAAACAGUUAGUUACUCUGAAGUCCUGUUAAGAAUGGAAAACUAAAAGUGUUUCAUUUAGAUUUUGAACAGAUGGUUGAGAAACCGAAAACAUGUAUCAACAAUAUGCAACAUGAUCACUUAUCUGUUUUUUCCUAUAUAAUUAAGCUUUUAAUGAAAUCACGAACAGUGGUUGAUACUUUUUCUGAUCACACAAACGUCGCCCUCACCUUUUUUCAAAAAGAGGCAAAAAAUCACUUAGAGAGUGCCAAACGAUCACAAUCCCUCUCUCAACUCUUUUGAGAACAUUUGAAAAUUGAAUUUCAGCAAUAGCCGCUGAAACUUUCACACACACCUAGCGAGAGAGUGUCCUAAAAUUUCUGUGCAGCGUGGAAACUUUUCCAAAAAAUUGUGCAGCGUGAAAUUUUGAAUUUUUGAAAAUUGUCAUCAAAAUUCGCUGAGAAUCAAGAAAAACUAAACUUUUUCGUGAAAAAAUGUACAGUGUGGCUUUUGAAAAUUUUUGUACAGUGACUUUUUUUUUCUGAAAGCACACCUGAUCUGGACAUUUAAGCCAUUUUAUUUUACACGGUAUUUCACUGUUUUUUCGAAAAAUGAAAUUUUUUAACCAAUGUAAUAAUCAGAACACACUCUUUCAAAAUUCGUAUUUUUUGCUCAGACUCCACUUUCAAAUGAAAGAGGAUUUGUUUCAUCCCUUCUUUUCCUUUUACAUCAUAUCUCUAUCUUGAAAUCCGUUCAAUAAAAAUUGGAAGAAAGUUGAGUAGUUCGAUUUCAAGAUAGAGAUUUGAUGUAAAAGGAAAAAUUGAUAAAAAGACAUCUUCUUUCAUUUAAAAGCAACUUCAUAUUUUCCCCUAUUUCUCCUUCAAGAAAGAGUUCUCUCAGAAAAAUCUUUCAUCCGCUAUUUCACCUCUUUCAAAUCACCCACUUGACCGCCUUUGAAUGUUUACUUUUUUGUUUGGUUCCAAAGCGGCCCAGGAUCAGCUUAACCUUGCCAAAAAACCUAGUAAACCGAAUAUUUGAAGGAAGCAUGAAGCAUGUUCUUUGCCUUCUAUUUUCUAUCAUCAUGCCCAGCCUAUUCCAUUACUGUACAUCGCUGGGGGUAUAAUUGUUUCUCUUCUUUCUUCUCUUUUAUUCCGAAGAAGACACUUAUUUACUUCCCAGCUUUCUGGACUAAAUCUGAACCGAAACUCACGAUAAAAUACGAUACAGUUCAUCUUCUUCCAUUCAUUGGAAACCAUUUUCAUCUGAAGUUUCAAAUAACUAAUGAAAAUCUACAGUAGUUCAACUUACUUUGUUUUCUAUUAAUUUACCCAACCUAUUAGGAAGAAGCUAUCAUCGAGAAAUGACUCAAAAUGUUUAGCUUCUUCAGAAAAUAGAAAACGAUCAGAUAAGAAACGUGUCCUUUAAUUUUUUUUUUGAAUAAAAACGUGAUCAUUCUUUUUUACAUGAAAAAAGUUUUGAUUUUUCACGUGAAAACUCGCGCACUUUUCGAAAAAUCGAAUAUUAGCGCAUCGAUGGGAAAGAAUUUGGGAUCGAAUGGUGAAGGUCUCAUGAAAAACGGACUUCUGGGGACAGAGCAAUCUCGAGUGGAACAUUUUGAAAUCAAAAAAUACAUUGAUUUUUCUGACUCUCUUGAAACUUUCAACUCUCCGCGCACUCACAGAACCUCAAUCAAAAAUCCAAGAAAAAUACCUCGAGGUGCCAUGCAAAGCUAUCUUUUCUUUUUUCGAUCAUCAAUUUUUAUGAAGUGGAAGCUGAGAACGGGCCCCGGACAAACUAUUUUCCGAAAAGCAUGUUUCCAAUUAGUAUAUAGUAGAUUUUUGCAGAACUUGGAUGCAUUCUUGAAAAAAUCCGAAGAUUCCUCCACAUCUCCUGGAAAAUCUGCACCAAUUUUCAGUCAACAAAAAGCUGCUCAAAGACUUGCUAAUGGUAUCAAAAAGUUGGAAGAAGCUUGGAAUAAACGAGAUCAAGAGGCAUUCACCGAAGCUUGUCAAUGGUGUGAAAAACAGUUGUCUGGUAUUCAAGUCACCAAAAUUGAAAAUGAAUUAUGGAGAUAUAGUGUGCAGAAAAUGGUUGAUAAAACAAAAGAUCAAAAUGGAAUCAAAAGUUUGAAAGGAGAAAAAAGACAAGAGUUUCGAACAAAUGUAAUUGAUAAGAGAAAAGAGUUGUAUAAAGUAAUGGAUCCAAAAAUAAGAGCACAUUUUUCGGAAGAUUGGUCACAAGAUGAUUUGAUUAUUGCAGCUGGACCUGCUGGAAAAAUUGCGAAGUUAGAUAUUCCAAAAUCAAGUGUACCUUUAGAAACCACAGAAUUCACAAUUGAUGCAAUGGAAAUCACACAAUUCUUUGUUGCAAUGUCAAAUCUAAUUGGAUUUACUCACGAUGUUUCUAUCGCACGAUUCGAACAAGCUAUUCAAUCUGGAUCUGAAGGAUUCAAAGAUUGUUUAUAUCAUAUGUAUGAAUCACUUAUUCUUGGAUUUUUAAUGGAUUCGGAUUAUCGAAAAUUGGCUCAUGCUAAUAUUCGACUCGCCGAAUUUAAAUGUAAUGAGAAUACGAUUUCCGAGAUGUUUAGAGCAUUUUUCAUUGGAGAAUUUGAAUUGUAAGUUUUUGUUUUUUACGGGACAAUGUUAGUCGAAGAAUAUCAAUAGAAUACGUUUUUUAGAGUUCCAAAGAAAGCGAAAUCUGGAAAUGCGGAAACAAACGAAGAAGAAAAUCAGGAACCAGUUGAAAAAGAAGAAAGAAUGGAAAUUGAUAUGGAACAAAAUACUCAACAAGAAAUAGUAACUGGACAUUUUUCUGAAGAAGAAAGACAAAAAGUAUUAUCUUGGUUGAAUACAGGAAUGCAUUUACAAAAUCUCACAGCACCCCAACAUAUAGAACUAUUGCAAUUAUGUAUUCGAAUUAUGCUUCAAAGUGAUGUUAUUCGAGAAUAUCAUCAACGUGAUGUUGUCACUGAAGAAUUAACAGAAUGCAAAGAUAAAAUCAAAAAACUAUCAGAAGAAUUAGAAGAGAAGAGUAAAGAAUUAGCUGAACUUCCACCGGCUCCUGAAAAUAUGGAAGAAUUAUCGAGAACCGCAUCGAGAGAUGCGGCUGUUGUUGAAAAGAAAAGAGAGAGACUGGAAAGAAAUAUUGAAGAACUUCGUGAUUCGAUUGAACAAUGGCAAAAUAAACUGACAAAUGAGAGAUUGAAUAUACAAAGAUGUUUGAGAACAUUCUUUAUUGGAGAAGAUCGACAUUUCCGAAGAUAUUAUCGGCUAAAUUUCAAUUCUGAUUCAGGACUUUGGAUUCAAGAUGUAAGUUUUUAAAACGAAAUUUGGAAUUUUUCGGUUAUUUCUCUUAUGGCUGAUUCUGAGAAAAUAAUAGAGAACUUUAUUUUAAACAAAAAUUUCAAACUGAAAUAAACAUUAAGAUGUUUCAGUUUGGCACAACAUCCUAUGAAAAAUGGGCGAUGCAAUGCACAACUCUUGGAAUGACAAAUUUCGAAAAUCAAUCACCCGAAAAAUUGCCUGAACAUAUUCAAGAAAAUCCAACACAAGAAAAAUGGUUCAAAAUAAUCGAUGAAGAAAGUUUGAAACAACUUGAAACAUCGCUUUUCGAAAAAGGAGUCAGAGAACGAAAUGUGAAGAAAUAUUUGCAAAAAAAUAUUGAUUCAAUUAAUAUGAGUGUGCGGAAAUAUGCGGAUAAACAAAGAUCGGCGAGUAGAAGCAAUAGGUAAGAAUAAUAUAAACUAAUUCCUGAAAUCUUGAAAAAAUUAUAAUAUUUUUUAGCCCUGAAAUAACUCAAAAUGGAGAAGAGGAAGAAGAUGAAGAUGAGGAGGAAGAAACUGAAGAACCGGUACAAACUGUGGAGAAAAUUGAAUUUUCAAAUGGCGAAUUUUUCACAAUCAAAACUUCGAUUCAAAGUUUGUGUCAGGAUUUGGAAGAAUCUGAAAUUUUCAUGGCUGGAAAAACUGAAGAAUUUGACAAGAAAUUGGAGAAUGCAAACAGUUUGAAAGAUAUCAAGGAAGUUUUGGUGGAUUUUGUGCAAAGUGUGAAUUCGAGAUAUAUUUUGGAGAGAAUUCCAAUGAAAGAAGCUUUGCAGACAAGUAAGAAUUAUUAAAAUUCAUUACAGAAGCGCCUUGAAAGAUUCUAUACAAAAGAGCAGCGCCUGAAAAUCCUAGCCUUCCCAAAAUUAAUACAAUUUUUGCAGAACAAUUCUCAUGCCUUUUCAUUCCACGAUUUACUGAUCGAAUUCGAGAAUCAAUUUCAACUUCAGCAUUGCAUCUUCUACUUGAUUUCUUUGAUUCGAGAAUUGAUAGAAAACGAACUAUCAAAAAUCAACCAUGCAAAUAUUGCAAGCGAAAAACUGGAAAUGCAAUCAAAUUGAUGUGUCAAGGAUGUUCAAUGGUUAUACAUUCGAGAUGUGUUCGACCGAAAAUUGCAAAUUAUUUGUUAGAUAACACGGAAUAUCGAUCAAAUUGGAUGUGUAAUCCAUGUAAUCGAGAAAAAGCGGCGAGAUUGAAGAGAGAAGCUGAAAAGGCUGAAAAAGAAGAGAAUGCGGAAUCAGAUGAGGAUGAAGAUGAAGAAGAAGUUGAAGAAGAAGAGGAGGAAGAAGAAGAGGAAAAUGGAAGAAAAAAGAGAAAAGCAAAAAGAAAGGCAAAUGAAGCAAUUCAUGAGGCAAUGACUGAAACAUGGAAAGCUUUUGAAGCAAAAUCAAGAAAUCCACAACAACAACAACAACCACCAACUAAAAAGAAACCAAUUGAACCCGAAAUUCGUGAAUUAUUUGAAUCUAUUGAAAUGUCGAAUCCAAGAUUAUAUAAAACAUUGCAAAAAGUAAAUGUUCAUAAUGGAUAUGGCGGAAAAAAUGUGAUGAGUUUAUCCGAAAUUGAAGAAAAAUUAUCGACAUAUUCGACGAAAACAAUCAAAAAAUUGCGAACCGAUAUUAUUGCAUUUUUGAAUGUGGCACGCGAUGAAAUGGAAGAUUCGGGAAGUCGGAAAUUGGAUGAUGUUGAUGAAUUGAUCUCGAAAUUUGAUGUUUAA